AUGGCAGAGGCAUUUCUUCAAGUGGUUCUUGAUAAUCUAAGUUCUCUUAUCAAGGAAGAGAUUGGACUGAUCUUGGGGGUCGAUGUUGAGAUGAAGAAGCUCGGCAGCACUCUCACUACCAUCCAAGCUGUGUUGGAGGAUGCCGAAGACAAGCAACUCGAGAGCAGGCCAAUUCGAGACUGGCUUCAGAAGCUUACUGCUCUUGCUUAUGAGAUUGAUGACAUUUUGGAUGAGUGUAACACUCAUGUCUCCAAACUCAAAAACUCUCCCUCAAAAUUCAACCGCUACAACCUCAAGAAAAUUCUGUAUCGCCACAACAUCGCAAGGAGGAUGAAACAAGUCAAUCAGAAAGUGGAGGUUGUUGCUGCGGAGCGCGGUAAAUUUCACUUGCGGGAGAUACCCAUUGAUAGGCCAAAAAAAAGUUUCACUUGCCUCACGCGAGACGGCUUCCCUGUUGAACAAGUCUAA
Salvia splendens (bonfire salvia) is the source of this 468-nucleotide messenger RNA. Its product is annotated as putative disease resistance protein RGA1. The transcript has a single exon. Bases 1 to 468 code for a protein of 155 amino acids. Lineage: Eukaryota; Viridiplantae; Streptophyta; Magnoliopsida; Lamiales; Lamiaceae. The record is from RefSeq and is a predicted model, not a curated record.